GGUUCUGCUUUCUGUAUGUAGUGGAAGGGGUUCUGAGAGAACGUCCGUAUGAAACCUUCAUAUUUGUCAUUGCCAAUGUCAUCAUCAUUGUGUACGUCUGUUCCAACUUUGCCAUUACAUACCCAGAUAUUGCCAAUGGGAAAGAUGAUGUUAGGUUCACAGUUAAACUGGUACGGCUCAUAUUCACUGUUAUCCUGGUCCCGUUGAAUGUGUACUUAGGGCUCUGGGUGUCUUACACAUAUUUCCAGUCAGGGAACUUGAUAUUCAGGACAGUUGGAGCCAGCGAGGACUUACAGAACUCCUGCAAGACUCUGUUCUUUACGGAGGCAGCUCUCAAGUUUGAUGUCCAGAUGGCUUCUAGUAUGCUGAUACUCAUUCUGAAGGAUGGCCAUACAACGGGUACACUAGGGAUCUGUGUCCUGACCAUAGGGUUUGCCUUCACUGUGGUUUGGGUACUACUAGGGUAUUUUGCUGUGAGAUUUGAAAACAAAAUUCUAACAUUCAUUUUCUUUGCCACGUCUGUAUUUGAACCAGGCUACAUUAUUUUCAAAGUAUACCAG
This is a messenger RNA of Lingula anatina, 560 nucleotides long. RefSeq lists its product as uncharacterized. Lineage: Eukaryota; Metazoa; Brachiopoda; Lingulata; Lingulida; Lingulidae. The record is from RefSeq and is a predicted model, not a curated record.